This is a messenger RNA of Drosophila kikkawai, 669 nucleotides long. RefSeq names its product adenosine 5'-monophosphoramidase HINT3. Gene Ontology annotation, molecular function: catalytic activity. NCBI's taxonomy places the organism in Eukaryota, Metazoa, Arthropoda, Insecta, Diptera, Drosophilidae. The record is from RefSeq and is a predicted model, not a curated record.
CCAGUUCCCGAGUCAGCUGUUCAGUUGAGAAACAAACAUUUGCAGUGCUAUUUUCAUUUCAAAAUUAAAUAAAAUCUACCUCAAGGACCAAAAACUAGUGCAAACAAAAGCAAUUUUUUCAACAUUUGACAAAUAAUGACGACAAGCAACUGCAUUUUCUGUGAUAUAUCCAGUGGCCAGGACUCGGGCACCGUAUUGGAGACUGAAACGGAUGAAUUUGUUAUUUUCAAGGAUAUUAAGCCUGCGUCACAGCAUCACUAUUUGGCAGUGACUAAACAGCACGUCCCGAGCCUUAAGUUUCUCGACAAAUCCCACCAGGACCUGGUUACACGGCUGGAAGAGGGCCUCAGGGAGUUCUUGAAGGGACGGGGAGUGUCCAGCGAGGACGUGUUGUUCGGCUUUCACCUGCCGCCGUUCAUCAGCGUGCGCCACCUUCACAUGCAUGCCAUUGCCCCGCGCUCGGAAAUGGGCUUCCUAUCGAGACUAGUUUUCCGGCCGUCCUCGGUGUGGUUUAAAACGGCCGACGAGGCGCGAUUGUAUCUGGCGCAGAAGGAAAGUUUACAGUCCAACUAGAGGAUCAGCGGUCUUCAAUUUCCCAGCAAAAGUGUUAUAUUUAAGAAAGUGCCAAUGAAAAAUAAAGAUAAAUCAAAUAAUCGUUUAAAAUGUAAA